AUGGUCAAGCUGUGCUUUUACAAGUCAGAUAUAACUCCUACCUGUCCUCUUUGUGAUCAAGAACCAGAAACUCUUGACCAUCUCAUUUUGGAUUGUGCCUCUUCCAGAGCAAUCUGGUUUGCCAUGAAUAUAAAUGUUGCAAAUAUUCAGUCAUCCAGCAAUGCAGUAACAUCUUGGAUUAUCAGUUGGUUUUCGGAUCCAUCCAUUACCAAUCAGGAUUACUGGAAUACUUGGAUAAUCAUGGUUAUGAUAACUACUUGGGAGAUCUGGAAAAAUAGAUGUAACAAAGUUUUUAGAAACAAAUCUCCGAACAUAACGAAAUCUGUUAAGAGCAUAAAUUACCAAAUCCAGCAUUGCUUUCAAAUCAUGAUCCAUCGGCAACAACAGUCUACUCUCAACAAGUCUUUGCAAUUUACUUCAACAUGGGAACCACCUUUUAUCGGUCAACUAAAGAUUAAUAUUGAUGUUUCUUAUGAUGAUGUUGAUAAAGAGUUUGGAUUUGGUCUAAUAAUCAGAGAUUAUACAGGUACAUGUAGAGGAGUCCGAGGCAGACACUGCAAUGGAGGACUAAAUGCAGAGCACUCGGAACGUUUUGGAGUUUUGGAAGCUAUCAAAUGGGUGAAAGACUUAAAUCUAUCCAAUCUUGUAUUCGAAUCAGACUGUAUAAAUGUAGUUAACUCUCUAAAAGGUGCUACCCUGGAUGUACAGUGGGAGAAUCAGGGGUUUGUAAUAGAAAUAAGGCACCUCCUUAAUAGUUUUAGUAAUGGCUCUGUUAACUAUGUUAAAAGAACAGCAAACAAUGUAGCUCAAAAGCCGGCCAACAAAGCUAGAACUUCUAGAGCUACUUUUCAGCAUUUUGAAAUCAUCCCAGCAGACAUUGUUGAUCUUCUAAGGGAUGCUUGA
Papaver somniferum (opium poppy) is the source of this 903-nucleotide messenger RNA. RefSeq lists its product as uncharacterized. The transcript has a single exon. The record is from RefSeq and is a predicted model, not a curated record. Gene Ontology annotation, molecular function: RNA-DNA hybrid ribonuclease activity; nucleic acid binding. The coding region runs from base 1 to 903 and encodes 300 amino acids. NCBI's taxonomy places the organism in Eukaryota, Viridiplantae, Streptophyta, Magnoliopsida, Ranunculales, Papaveraceae.